Messenger RNA from Cucurbita moschata (crookneck pumpkin), 883 nucleotides. RefSeq names its product transcription factor MYB117-like. Bases 9 to 719 code for a protein of 236 amino acids. The transcript has 2 exons. Gene Ontology annotation, biological process: regulation of DNA-templated transcription. The record is from RefSeq and is a predicted model, not a curated record. Gene Ontology annotation, molecular function: DNA-binding transcription factor activity, RNA polymerase II-specific; RNA polymerase II cis-regulatory region sequence-specific DNA binding. NCBI's taxonomy places the organism in Eukaryota, Viridiplantae, Streptophyta, Magnoliopsida, Cucurbitales, Cucurbitaceae. Gene Ontology annotation, cellular component: nucleus.
UACCCGCUAUGGACGGCCUUCUCGUUUCCGCUUCGACUUCCGGGGAUGAUACUAAGUCGUGCCCACGAGGACACUGGCGCCCGACCGAGGACGAGAAGCUCCGUCGGCUAGUUAAACAGUAUGGCGCACAAAACUGGAAUUUCAUUGCCGAAAAGCUGCAAGGAAGAUCAGGGAAGAGUUGUAGAUUGAGAUGGUUUAAUCAAUUGGAUCCGAGAAUAAAUAGAAGACCGUUUACAGAAGAAGAAGAAGAGAGGCUUUUAACCGCACAUCGGAUUCACGGCAACAAAUGGGCAUUAAUCGCAAGGCUUUUUCCGGGAAGAACUGAUAACGCUGUGAAGAAUCAUUGGCACGUAAUAAUGGCCAGAAAGCAAAGACAACAAUCCAAUUUCUCUGCAACUAAACUAAACUUUCCUGAAUUUUUCAUCGGUUCCAAAUCCUCUCUGGCAGCAUCGGCGAUAGCAAGAACAAGAACGCACGGAGGCGGUUGCGGUGGAGGAUUGUUUCGAAGAUUUUGGGAACGUCAAAACCCUAAUAAUCAGUGGAACAAUAGCUUCUUUCCCCAUUUUCCGUCGUCUUUGUUCUUAAGAUGGUAUCAGAGUUCAUUAGAUUUGAGAAAUUUUAAAGAGAAUCGAUCGAAAUCGAUUAAUUUUGAGAUUUCGAAUGAAUUGGUUGAAAAGAAGGAUAUUAAGUUCAUAGAUUUUCUUGGGGUUGAGCCGUGAAAAAAAUAGCGUAUGAUAUUAUGAUGUAAUUAAUUUGGCUUUAUCUAAUGUAAAAAUUAGGGUUUUAUUUUUUAGUUAGCGUAUAUUUAAUUUUGAUUCUUUUUAGUUCAAAGGUCGUGGGCGUAAAGAGUCGAGAAUCGAAUCAUCGACUAUUAGAAUAGUAA